This is a messenger RNA of Prunus armeniaca (apricot), 297 nucleotides long. The record is from the annotation of a GenBank genome assembly. Lineage: Eukaryota; Viridiplantae; Streptophyta; Magnoliopsida; Rosales; Rosaceae.
AUGGCUGGCCUGCACUACAACUUCUUUCCUACUGAUUUCUUUUACCCUCGCACAAAGCCUAUGGCCUUCGACAGCACCAGUCCCAGUCCCAAAGAUCAACUUCUUCUUCCUCUUCAAACUUCUAACAGAGAUCGCCAUGUAGUGGAAAAUCUUCAACAGCCCUUAAAGCCCACAAGCCAUGGAGUUGGUCAAAUUAACAACAGCCUCCAUCACUACAAGGUACUCAAAGCUAUUACUUCCAUAAGCCAAAGCAAAGAAGGUGGCUCAUACAACCGAAGAGCCUUCACAUACUACUGA